This is a messenger RNA of Nelumbo nucifera (sacred lotus), 1443 nucleotides long. RefSeq lists its product as uncharacterized. The record is from RefSeq and is a predicted model, not a curated record. Lineage: Eukaryota; Viridiplantae; Streptophyta; Magnoliopsida; Proteales; Nelumbonaceae. Gene Ontology annotation, molecular function: DNA helicase activity. Gene Ontology annotation, biological process: DNA repair; telomere maintenance.
AUGGUCCAGAGUUACCAAGAUGCUAUGGCCAUUUGUCGCUCUUUAGGGCACCCUGACUUGUUUGUAACAUUUACAACAGCAAACCCUCAACGGCCUGAAGUAACUGCAGCUUUGUCUGGUACACCAUGGCUAAAACCAAUUGAUAGGCCUGACAUUGUUGCAAGAGUAUUUAAGUUACCGUUGAAGGAAUUAUUAAAUGAUAUUAAAGCAAAGAAGAUUUUUGGAAAUGUUGUGGCAGCAUGUUGGAGGAUAUUUGAAUUCCAUUUGCAGUAUAAAAACCCUCCUGUUGAACGGUUACAGUGUCAUUUGGAGAACCAACAAACUAUUGUAUUUAGUGAUAUGGAUAGCAUAUACUAUGUUCUUGCACGACCAAGCGCUAAAAGAACAGUGUUGAUAGCAUGGUUUGAAGCAAAUGAGCUAUACCUUGAUGCAAGAGAGUUGACAUAUGUAGAAUUCCCAAAGAGUUUCUAUGAUCUCAAGACAAUCAAUGGCACUCACUACGAUACAUACAAAACUGCAUGCAUGGCAUUGGGAUUACUUGAAGAUGAUAACGAAUGGAAUCAUGCAUUGAUGGAAGCAUCUAUUUGGGCAACAGGCCAGAAAAUGCAUGAUAUUUUUGCAUCCAUAUUAUUAUUCAAUGAGGUUGCAAACCCCCAUGAUUUUUGGCAAAAGCAUUGGACCUUCAUGUUAGCGUUUGAUAAAAUCACCAAAGCUGUUGAUACCAAAGAAGAUGCUUUUUUCUUUGUUCAUGGAAGCGGUGGAACAGCACUAACUUCAAAGUUAAGAUCCACUAGCAAGAUUGUACUUUUAGUGGCAACAUCAGGUAUUGCAUCUUUACUAUUGCCAGGAGGACGAACUGCACACUCAAGAUUCAAAAUUCCAAUUGACCUUCAUGAAAGCUCAAUUUGCUCUAUUAGUCACCGCUUAGCACUAGUUGAGCUACUGCAAGCCACAGAUUUGAUAAAACAGUUGACAUUUGAGGCCUUCGAUCGUACAAUGAAAGAUUUGAUGAAAAGCUCAACUUUAGAUGCAACUAACAAGCCAUUUGGUGGUAAAACAGUUGUUCUAGGUGACGAUUUUCGGCAAAUUUUGCCUAUGAUGAUUCUUAAGGGAUCUCGUGAAAAUGUCAUUUUUGCAUCAUUGCAAAGAUCACAUUUAUGGUCCCGAAAUGUUGGAAAUGGAAAUAUAACUGGAGUUCAAAUUGAUGAGUUUAGAGAAGCAAACUCGGUACCGUUCCCUCCUGAUCUCUUGGUGGCUGAUGAGGGUCGUGGUGUUCGGCCAUUAGUUGAAAGAAUAUUCCCAAACAUAGUCGAAAUGAUUGGGAAUCAGUCGUAUUUAUGUGAACGAGCAAUAUUGGCACCGACAAAUGAUGAAGUUGAUGAUAUAAAUGCACACAAUAUUUCUCUUUUGCCUGGGGAUAUUCAAACAUACUUAAGUAUUUGA